AUGGAAGAGGAACUGGCUAUUUAUUGUAGAGAUUUAGAUAAAACAUUCUAUGGGCUCACACUUAAGGCACUUGGUAACUUGGUUUUUGAGUAUGUCGAAAGAAAUAACUUAAACCACAGAUUUAAUAAAGAAAAAAGAUCGGCCGGAAAAGAUUGGGUGUACUCAUUUUGUAAGCGUCAUAAACUUAGUUUACGUGUUCCAGAAAAAACAAGCCUUGCUCGCGCUGCUGGCUUUAAUAGGCCUCAAGUAGAACUGUUUUUCAGAAACCUAAGACAAAUCUUGAAUGAGAAAAAAAUACUGCCGCACCGUUUGUACAACAUGGAUGAAUCUGGUAUCCUAACCGUGCCCAACAAAUUACCCAAGGUUGUAGCUCCCAGAGGGAAAAGAACUGUAGGAAAAAUCGUUUCAUCUGAGAGGGGCCAGUUAAUAACUGCGGUGUGUUGUAUGGGAGCAACUGGACAAUACAUUCCACCUGCACUGGUUUUUCCACGAAAGAGACUGAAAGCUGAGCUAACUGAUAGAGCUCCAGCAGGGACACUCCAGCUUGUUUCAGACUCGGGAUUCAUCACUAGCGAGCUCUUCCUGAGAUGGCUGGAUCAUUUUCAAACAUUUUGCAAAAGCUCAGUUGAAGACCCAGUUUUACUCGUUUUAGAUAAUCAUUCGAGCCAUGUGAGUUUACAAGCAGUUAUGAAAUGUCGUGGGUUGGGUAUUAACAUGUUAAGUUUACCUCCCCAUUGUAGCCACAAAAUCCAGCCACUGGAUAAAAAAAUUUUCGGACCACUGAAAAGCGCUUAUGGCCAAGAAUGCGACAAAUGGCAUGUCAAUAAUCCGGGGCGACCAAUUACUAUGUUUCAAGUAGCUGAAUUGUUCGCAAAUGCCUACAGUAGAAUAGCAUCAAUUGAAAGAGCGAUAAAAGCUUUUGAGAUAUGCGGUAUUUUUCCAUAUAAUCCGCAUGUAUUUUCGGAAGAAGAAUUUGCACCCGCUACAGUAACAUAUCAACUAUUUCCAAACCAAAACUCCAGUGCAGAAAAUUCGAAUCCGAGAGCAGAAGAUGAAUACGACAGUGAUGAAGAUUUACUCUUAUCAGUUCUUCAGCACAAACUGAUGGAAAACAUUUCGACAAAGACGAUACUCCCAACACCUGUAUCAAGGUCACAAAAUUCACCGCCUUCAACGCCACUAGGAAAGUUGGCCCACUCUCCACUGCUCAACAUCUUCUCGUGGAAAGCAAACACCAUCACCAACACUAAGGGUACGAAAUUCACCGCCUUCCACACCACCACAAAAUUCGACCAACUUUAUCUCGCCGAAAUUAAUAAAACCACUACCAAAAGCACUACCAAGAGCUGCCAAUGCCCGCAAGAAGAAGAAGUCUGUACUGCUAACUGCGUCACCGUACAAAUCUGA
Sitophilus oryzae (rice weevil) is the source of this 1407-nucleotide messenger RNA. RefSeq lists its product as uncharacterized. Gene Ontology annotation, cellular component: nucleus. The transcript has a single exon. NCBI's taxonomy places the organism in Eukaryota, Metazoa, Arthropoda, Insecta, Coleoptera, Curculionidae. The coding region runs from base 1 to 1407 and encodes 468 amino acids. Gene Ontology annotation, molecular function: DNA binding. The record is from RefSeq and is a predicted model, not a curated record.